AUGCCUCCAAGCAGAGCGGACCGAUUGGCCGAGCUCCGUGCUGCAAGAAAGGCCGGCAAGACUGCCUUCUCAUCAUACGAAGUCCAGGACGAGGAACAACUCUACGAGACCGUCGACGAGGAUAGUUACAAGAAGAUUGUCAGAAAGAGGCUCGACCAGGACGACUUUGUUGUCGACGACAACGGCGAAGGCUACGCAGAUGAUGGUCGUGAGGACUGGCAGAACGAGCAACGCCAAGAUUAUGAUGAUGAGAGUGACGACGACCUGCCGGCGAGGGGAAAGGCUGCAAAACGUAAGCGCGACGAGGACGAACAGAAGAAGGACAAGAUCAACAAAGGCAUCAGCAAAUACUUCAACGCAAACCCGACUGUCGCCGCUCCAAAGCCCAAGCCCGCCACGACUGCUGAAGAUGCCGCAUUCAUGGCCGACCUCCUCGGUGAGGUCAAUGCCAACAUCCCCUCAUACAAGCCUAGAUCAAACUUGAAUCCCAUCAAGUCAGAGUCCCGCCGCAAGACGAGAGUCUUGUCACCACCUGUCCAACAGAUGAGCCAUAUUCCCAAGUACGACCCGAGGACUAGACAAGCCGACUCUCCGCCAGCUCCCGUAGACGACGACACAUACUUCCCUAUGGAUGAAGGUCUGUUCCCGCCGCCCGAGGACAACGACGUACCCAUGAGCGACCCCAUGCCUUCCUCUCCCGUUGCAAAGGCUGCACAACGAAAAGAAUCAAACGUCAAGGUCGAGGAAGACGAGGACGAGGACAUGCUCGAAGUUGCUCAAGUCACGAAUCAAUCUUCACGAAGCACCGCCGCCAUCAACAUGCGUGGAAACAGGCCUAUCCCGAAGAUUAUAAAGACCGACUACCCGACACCAGCAAGCUCUUCUCCUUCAAGGCAGGCCCCUGAAGCUAUCGACACCUCGGCAUUGACCAACGUCACCGACAAGUUGAAUGUGCUGAGCAGUUCUGGUGUGGAGACUGUCACAUUUGGCAAACUGGAUCCUCAACACGCUCAAGAGGAAGAUGGAAGUGUACGCUUCUUCUGGUUCGACUACACCGAGAUCAACGGCGGUUUGUGUCUAUUCGGCAAAGUCAAGGACAAGUCCACCGGUCGCUUUGUCAGUGCAUUCGUCAAGGUCGAUAACAUUAUGCGUAAACUCUUCUUCCUUCCUCGCGAACAUCGCAGAAAGCACGGUCGUGAGACGGAUGAGGAAGUCGAGAUGGGUGACGUCUACCAAGAGGUUGACGGGCUCAUGUCGAAGUUCAAGGUCAACAUGCACAAGAUCAAGCCGUGUUCGAGGAAAUACGCCUUUGAAUUGCCAGAUAUCCCGAAAGAAGCCGACUACUUAAAGUUGCUCUAUCCAUACGACAAGCAGCCUCUGCCAACGGAUCUCCAGGGAGAGACUUUCUCACACGUCUUUGGUACCAACACUGCCCUUUUCGAACAGUUUGUUCUCUGGAAGAACAUCAUGGGUCCUUGUUGGCUCAAGAUUGAUGCAGCCAGCAUCAACUUCAACGCCGUCAAGAACGCUUCUUGGUGCAAACUGGAGAUGCUCGUUGACAAACCUCAAGGCAUAUCUACUCUUGGAGAUACCGACAACCUAGAUGCCCCACCAUUGACUCUUAUGAGCAUUGCCCUUAGGACGAAGCUCAAUGAGAAGGACAACAAACAGGAGAUUCUGCUUGCCAGUGCUCGCAUCUACGACAGCAUGUCAUUGUCAGACACCACAGCACCCGAGAAGCUUCCCUGCAAGACCUUCACAGUCAUGCGUCCAAACGGUCCAGAUUACCCUGUAGGAUUCAAGACCGAUGCUGAGAAAUAUCGCGGUAACAUCCAGAUGGAGAAGAGCGAAGGUGCAGUUCUCAGCAAGUUCCUGGCCCUGCUCGACCGAAAUGAUCCCGAUGUCUUGAUCGGUCACAGGCUCGAUGAUGUCGACUACACACUCUUGCUCAGCAGAAUGCGUGAAUGCAGAACUCCUGGUUGGCACCGCAUUGGAAGACUGAAGCGCCACGAAUGGCCCAAGAACAUCGGCAAGGGUGGUGGCAGCUUCUUUGUUGAGAGACAGCUCGCAGCAGGAAGAUUGCUUUGCGACUUGGGCAACGACAUGGGCAAGUCUCUGAUGACAAAAUGUCAGUCAUGGAGUCUGGAUGAGAUGUGUGAUCUGGUCCUGGGAGGCGAAAACAAGCGUCGUGAUAUCGACAAUGAUGUUCUGUUGAAGAUGGCUACCAAUAGAGCCGGUCUGAUGCAAUACAUCAAGCUUGCCGAAGCGGACACAUUCUUCAUCGCUGCUAUUGCUCUCAAGGUGCAAAUGCUUCCGCUUACCAAGGUUCUGACCAAUCUGGCUGGAAACUCAUGGGCCAGAACACUGAGUGGUACUCGUGCUGAGCGCAACGAGUAUAUUCUGCUUCACGAGUUUCACAAGAACAAGUACAUCUGCCCUGACAAGAUUUGGGGCAAGGGUAAGGCAAAGUCUGAUGAAGACAAUCCGGAAGGAGAGGAAGGUGCAGACGCCAAGAAGAAGGACAAGUUCAAGGGUGGUCUAGUCUUCGAGCCUGAAAAGGGCUUGUACGACAAGUUCAUCCUUGUCAUGGAUUUCAACUCUCUGUAUCCCAGUAUCAUUCAGGAGUACAACAUUUGCUUCACCACGGUCGAGAGAUCAGAACUCAACGAUGACGAAGAAAAAGUUCCCGAAGUCCCAUCGGAUACCAAUAACAAGGGUAUCCUUCCUCGACUGAUUAGAACCCUCGUCCACCGUCGUCGCGAAGUCAAGAAGCUCAUGAAGGACAAGACCGCCACUGUCGACCAACUCGCAACCUGGGAGAUCAAGCAAAUGGCUCUGAAGCUGACUGCCAACUCCAUGUACGGAUGUUUGGGAUACACAAAGUCGCGUUUCUACGCUCGACCUCUGGCUAUGCUCACCACGUACAAGGGUCGUGAGAUUCUGCAGUCGACCAAGGAUCUGGCAGAGUCUGCUCAUGGUCUGAGAGUCAUUUAUGGUGAUACUGAUUCGGUCAUGGUCAAUACCAAUGUCGACAACAUCAUGGAUGCUAUGAAGAUUGGCAACGACUUCAAGAAAAGUGUCAAUGAACGAUACGAGUUGCUUGAGAUCGAUAUCGACAACAUCUUCAGACGUCUGCUUCUGCACGCAAAGAAAAAGUAUGCUGCAGUCAACAUGAUUGAAAAGGACGGCAAAUGGAUCGACAAACUCGAAGUCAAGGGUCUCGAUAUGCGCAGAAGAGAAUACUGUGCGCUGAGUAAAGAUACCUCGACUGAGCUUCUGAACUUCUUGCUCUCUGGUGAGGACCCAGAGACUGUGGUUUCUCAGAUCCAUGAUCAUCUUAGGGAAGUUGCGUCACAGAUGCGUGCCAACACCAUUCCUCUCCGCAAAUACACCAUCUACACCCAACUGGGAAAGAAUCCAAAGGAAUAUCCUAAUGCGAAUAGCAUGCCUUCUGUGCAGGUAGCUCUGAAGCUCAUGGCCAAGGGCAAGCAUGUCAAGGCCAAAGACGUCAUGUCCUAUAUCAUCUGCAACGACUCCUCCGGCAGCGCGGAAAGUGCAGCAAAGAACGCUUUCCCAGUGGAUGAAGUGCUUCGUGCGGAGAACGAAUUGGUGCCUGACAUCGACUACUACCUACACAAACAGAUCUUACCUCCUGUGGAACGUCUAUGUGCUCCCAUCGAAGGCACCAAUGUAACGCUACUCGCCGAAUGUCUAGGCCUGGACACGAGUAAGUACCGCGUCAGCAGCACCAGCAACACCAACACCUACAACGCCGAAACCGAAAUCCACCCCUUGGAAUCCCAAGUGCCUGAUGAAAUACGCUUCAAAGACUGCGCACCCCUCGGUCUCCUCUGUCUGUCCUGCCGCUCACCAUUUCAAUUCCGCGGUCUAGGUGUUCUUGCAUCUCCAGAUCAAGAAACUCCUAGUGCCAAGGUUGAAAAUGAUGGGAUUCAUUGUCCGGCUGCUUCUUGUGGGAAAUUGAUGGCUCAGAUUUCGCUGUCUGCGCAGUUGGAGAGUCAGAUUAGAGCGCAUACGGCUGAGUAUUACGCCGCUACUCUGGUCUGUGAUGAAGCGACUUGUGGCAAUCGUACACGACAAAUGAGCGUCUAUGGUCAUCGCUGUCUUGGUCCUCGUGGUCUUGCGUUUGGCUGUACUGGGAAAAUGCACCUCGCAUAUUCGGAAAAAGCAUUGUAUAACCAAUUACUCUUCUUGUCCAGAUGCUUUGAUGUGGACAAGGUCGUCAAGGAGCAAGAAAAGAAGAAAAGUGAAGAGGCUGAGAGAGUGGUGGUUGUUGCAGAGGUUAACAGGAGAGGGUUUGGGAGUAUGAGAGCGGUGGUGGAGGGGUAUUUGGAUAAGAGUGGGUGGGGGUGGGUUAGUAUGGAUGGGCUUUUUGGGUUUGCGCUCAAGGCUUUGGGGUGA
This is a messenger RNA of Aureobasidium subglaciale EXF-2481, 4419 nucleotides long. RefSeq lists its product as uncharacterized. The transcript has 3 exons. Gene Ontology annotation, biological process: lagging strand elongation; DNA replication; leading strand elongation. Bases 1 to 4419 code for a protein of 1472 amino acids. Lineage: Eukaryota; Fungi; Ascomycota; Dothideomycetes; Dothideales; Saccotheciaceae. Gene Ontology annotation, cellular component: alpha DNA polymerase:primase complex. Gene Ontology annotation, molecular function: pyrimidine nucleotide binding; DNA replication origin binding; chromatin binding. The record is from RefSeq and is a predicted model, not a curated record.